UCUCACAUUCUGGAGCUCCUCCACCACGGUCUCAUACCGAAAUAACUUGACCCCACUGUCUCAGUCCCCCAGUCUUUUCACCGUUCUCAGUAUGCCUGGAUUCCCAAAGCCCACACAUAUCUAUUACUACUCACGGCCCUGCCUCCUUAUCUGCAUGUGUGCGGACGCCCCGCCCGGCUCCUCUUCCAUUGGUUCUGAGAACUCACCAAUAGGGAUGGCAGAGAGGUGGGCCUAGAACCCAGCGGACUGGCUGACCGGACGCAGGCUUGGCGGCUGCGUGGGUACCGCGUGGGGGAGGGGUUCCAGGCUUCGCCCAUCUGAUCUCUAAACGGCCAGGCCCCGCCUACGAUGGCCAGCCGGGGUGGGGGCCGGGGCCGAGGCCGGGGUCGAGGUCAACUGACCUUCAACAUGGAGGCUGUGGGCAUUGGGAAGGGGGAUGCUCUGCCCCCUCCCACCCUCAAGCCCUCCCCACUCUUCCCUCCCCUGGAAUUCCGUCCAGUGCCACUGCCCUCUGGAGAAGAAGGUGAGUAUGUUCUUGCACUGAAACAGGAGCUACGGGGGGCCAUGAGGCAGCUUCCCUACUUCAUUCGUCCAGCCGCACCUAAGAGAGAUGUGGAGCGUUAUUCAGACAAGUAUCAGAUGUCAGGGCCGAUUGACAGUGCGAUCGAUUGGAACCCUGAUUGGAGGCGUCUUCCCAGAGAGCUCAAGAUACGUGUUCGAAAACUACAGAAGGAACGGACAACCAUCCUGAUCCCCAAGAGGGCCCCUAAGACCCCAGUAGAGAAGGAAGAAACCAUUCAAAAACUGGAGACCUUAGAGAAGAAGGAAGAGGAAGUGACUUCAGAAGAGGAAGAGGAGAAAGAAGAGGAGGAGAAGGAAGAUGAGGAGGAGGAGGAGUAUGAUGAAGAGCAUGAGGAGGAGACAGAUUACAUCAUGUCGUAUUUUGACAAUGGAGAAGACUUUGGGGGUGACAGUGAUGAUAACAUGGAUGAAGCAAUUUACUGAGGAAAAGCAUUGGGUAUCUCCCACUGCCCCAGCCUUCUCAGCUCUAGGGAUUGGGAGACUGUUCUAGCCAUCUGUGGUCAUGGGCACACCAUCCUUCUAAACCCGGCCAGAGACAGGACAUUGCCUCCUUGAGGGGAGGAGCAGGAGGGCCUAGUGGCUACGGAUAGCUCUCUUCCCCCAAUUAUGGUGGCUGGACCUUACCUCUGUUGCUUUGGAGCAGAGGUAAAGGACUGAAUUUUUUUUUAUUAGUUUCUGCCUUGAGGGGAAGAAUCUGUAGAAGUUACAACUGCCCCCCUUUCCCCUGCCUACCUGUUCCCACCCUGUAUAAUUUUCUCUUUUUUGGAGAAAAUUGGGGGUUGGGAAAAAGUAGGGAUGAGGCCAGUUUUAUGGUUUUUAAAUAAAGUUUUUGUUCUCUA
Molecule: messenger RNA, 1421 nt
Organism: Vombatus ursinus (common wombat)
Lineage: Eukaryota; Metazoa; Chordata; Mammalia; Diprotodontia; Vombatidae
Product: DNA-directed RNA polymerase III subunit RPC7-like
Exons: 8
Coding region: 349-1005 (218 amino acids)
Biological process (GO): transcription by RNA polymerase III
Cellular component (GO): RNA polymerase III complex
Source: RefSeq, a predicted model, not a curated record